This is a messenger RNA of Scaptodrosophila lebanonensis, 384 nucleotides long. It is a transcript of the gene Cpr64Ab, whose product is annotated as larval cuticle protein A2B. Lineage: Eukaryota; Metazoa; Arthropoda; Insecta; Diptera; Drosophilidae. The transcript has 2 exons. The record is from RefSeq and is a predicted model, not a curated record. Gene Ontology annotation, cellular component: extracellular matrix. Bases 1 to 384 code for a protein of 127 amino acids.
AUGGCCCUGUUUAAGAUAUUAGUUGUCAGUUGCGCACUGUUUGCCAUAAUCGAGUGCGCUGUGUUGGCACCCGCUCCGCUGGCGGCAGUUCCAGUGCCCGUGAACACGGAGAUUGAUCCGCAUCCACAGUACGCCUUCGCGUAUAAUGUUCAGGAUGCGCUCACCGGCGACAGCAAAAGCCAACAGGAAGUACGAGAUGGCGAUAUAGUCAAGGGUUCCUAUUCUGUUGUAGAUGCCGAUGGCUCAUUGCGUACUGUCUUCUACACCGCCGAUCCGAUUAACGGCUUCAAUGCGGUUGUGCAGCGCGGACCAGUGCCUGUGGUUGCACCACGGCCGGCUGUGGCCGCUGUGCCCGCACCGCCGCUAAUUGGCCGUGUUUUCUAG